Molecule: messenger RNA, 6555 nt
Organism: Dromaius novaehollandiae (emu)
Lineage: Eukaryota; Metazoa; Chordata; Aves; Casuariiformes; Dromaiidae
Gene: MTFR1
Product: mitochondrial fission regulator 1
Exons: 9
Coding region: 223-1233 (336 amino acids)
Biological process (GO): aerobic respiration; mitochondrial fission
Cellular component (GO): mitochondrion
Source: RefSeq, a predicted model, not a curated record
GGCGGGUCGAGAGGGCGGAGGGAGAAGCGGGUGAGAGCGAAGCGGCGGUGGCCGCACGGCGGAAUUACAGCUACUGUGAAGACAAGGCUUAUAAAGAAUAAAUCAAAAGGAAAUAACUCUGUCUUCUGAUACACAUUUUACCUAGAAGGACUAUGGAACCUCUGCAGCCCUGUAGGUCUGGAAGGCUUAAAUCCAAAUUUGAAAAGGCUUUUUCCAUUCCAGAUGAUUUGCUGGGUUAAGCGCUUAAUUAGGAUGGCUUUUGAACAAGUUGGAUUAAACAUGGACUCAGUACUUUGGUCAAGCAAGCCUUAUGGAUCAUCUCGAAGUAUUGUAAGAAAAAUUGGUAGUAACCUCUCUCUUAUCCAGUGUCCAAGAGUUCAGUUUCAGCUCACUUCUCAUGCCACAGAAGGAAACCAUCCUAAUCAACUUAGAGAAGAUGCAGUGGCCUCCUUUGCAGAUGUGGGAUGGGUUGCUCAAGAGGAAGGUGAAGUCUCUACAAGGCUCAGAUCAGAAGUUUGGUCAAAAACAGCCCAGCCUCUUUCAGGUGAACUGCACCAUUCUGGAAGACAGGUGUACUUACCAAACCCAUUACAAGAAGAAACAGUGUCGAGGAGCAUAGUGACCGCAAAUGAAGAAGCUCUGCAGAAGAUCAGUGCUCUAGAAAAUGAACUAGCCAGUUUAAGAGCACAAAUAGCCAAAAUUGUAAUCUUGCAAGAACAGCAGAAUCUGACAGCAGUUGGGUUAAGUCCAGUUGCUUCAACUGCUGUCUCUGUUGUGUCGUCGCUGCCACCACCACCACCUCCUCCUCCACCUCCCCCGCUCCCUCCUGCAAGUCUGCAACAGAGUAUGUCUGCAAUUGAGCUCAUUAAAGAGCGGAAAAACAAAAAAACAAACUGUGGGCAAUCUCUCAUAGAAAAUGGGCCAAAGAAGCCUGAAAUACCAAACAUGCUAGAAAUCCUCAAAGAUAUGAACAGUGUGAAAUUACGCUCAGUGAAAAGAUCAUCGGAAGGUACAAAAUCUAAAGUAGCUGACCCUACAGAUCCUGCAGCGUUAAUAGCAGAAGCUCUCAAAAAGAAAUUUGCUUAUCGAUACCGAAGUGACAGCCAAAGUGAAACUGAAAAAGUGAUUCCAAAGUCUGAAACAAAGAAAGAAGUAGUGCUGGCAGUAACCCAAGCUCAUAAAACACUUCAUCCUUCUCUACUGAAGUCAGACAAUAGCAAGAACUUGCACUGACAGCAAAGGAAGGAACUUCACACAAGUAAGUUCAAUAAAUGCUUUAAUUGUGAAUUUAUUUCUUUAAACAUGGCCACUUUGAGUAAUGUAUUACUUCAGGGAACAGGAAAAAAUAAACAAUUUUAGAAUUUUAGACAAACAGGCAAGUCAGAAUUUGUUUUUAAAACAGUAAAAGGCCAAGCCUGAAGAGGUGAUAAGUUUUGGCAUAUGAGGACUAGUAUUUUCAAAUCCAAAAAUGGGCUUAGUUUUACAGUGGAAGCAGAGUGCAACCUUAACUACCUUUCCAUAAUGCUAGACUCAGUUGUAACUUAAAUGUACAGGAGCAUAAUGUGAAAAUAUUUUUUUUAUUAAUUAAAAGUUAACAGCAACAGGCACAUAUUAAAAUGAAUACGGCAAAGCCUUUACAAAUGGCUUUACACUGAAGCUCUCUCCCAAAAAUGGCUGUUGCAACAAACUGUAAACAGAAUUAAUAAACAGUCGUUUACAAUAAUAACAGGGAAAUACAAAUGAAAUAAAAGAAAGCACCAGUUUCUCAAACUAGAUUACAGUUGUGCUUACCGUACUUAAAACAACAUAAAAGAAAUUACAAAAAUGGAAUGUUUUCAGUUUAAAAUUAGUCCUUUAAUUUUGUCCUAAAAAACAUUUCUCCUUUUCCCAUCAAAAACCCUUUAAUGGGUAAUGUUUCAGUAGAGGGAGGAAUAAGUAAACAAUGCACUUUUUUAUUUUUUCAAAUCAAAAACAAAUUUGGUCACUUAGCUUUGUGCAUAGUUUAAGGCAUCUGUAGCAAUUUGUUACAGUUUCCUCCCCAAUGUGGCUGUUCAUGAAAUUGUCACAUUCUAAAAGAAUAAAUAAAAAAAUGUUGCGGUUCAAACCCUUCCCAGUACCCUCCCACCCUCCCCAACCCAGACAUACUCACACACCCACACAUACAUACACACUGCAGCGAAAGGGGCAUUUGUACCCUUGUUCUGAAGGACACGCUUCCCAUCCCACUUUAUUUCAGAUUGGCAAAUACCCUGAGCUGAUUAUGGUGUUUAGACAUUCCACCUUUUUCUUGCAUGUGCAGUUCAAGUGUACAAUAGUGAAAACAACAUGCAAUGUUUUCACUGCAGAAUCGCAACGCAGUUCGGACACUUCCCCCCCUCCCCCCUUCCCUUCCCAAAUUCAGAAGUGUUUUCUGCUUUUAAAAAAUUGCAUUCCAAUAUAGCACUGGAGUAAAGCUUGGCUGUGCUCUAUGAUGAAUGCUCAGUUCCCAGUGCACAAACUAAAUUAUGGCAAAUGGGAGGCUUUUCUGGCAUCCAAAGAAACAAGAGCUGCAGUCUCAGAUUUGAUCUUUUUCUUUAAAAAAAAACAAAAAAAAAUCCAAGUUAGUGGUUCCUUCACAGCCAUGCACAAAGGUGAAGUCUAGAACCAAUAGUUUCAGAGUACAUUUGUAAACAUCAAGUCUUGCCAGAGGCAGCAGAGGAUGGGCACUUCACAUUUCCGUAUUAAAACAGGGGCUGAGUGGAAGGUAUGCUUUGAACACAUUUAUGCAAGUUUUGCUCAGUUCCGAGAAAGUGGAACAAUCCAUCUCGAGUCUUAGAUUUGAAGACCAUAUUUCAAAUUUCACAAAAAAAAGAAAAAACAAAACGUGGUGCAAUGAAAUUUUCGUACUGUUCCUUCAAGGCUCAGUCACUGCUGUGCUUUGCAUAUUCAAGGUUCCAAACAAAAACCAACUGAGGCAUAUGCAUAUUGCUCUAUGUUCAGAUCUUGCAGUUAAAAAAAAAUUCAGGUUCAAAUGGUCUGUUAAAGGAAAACUUGGAAAUAAAUAAUGCUGGCAUCAUUUUACCAUUUUACCGAAACCUUGGGCAGGCAAGUAUCUCCUUUAAUCCAACUGUGCAGACACCAAGAGAAGAGGCAGUUUUGUCAUGAAGUUGAGGUCAGGACAAUCGAGGUUCCUGAGGUAAUAUGUCUGAGUCCAUUUCCUCAAAAGCAGGAUCAGCAUCGUCACCGCUGCUGGACUGUUCUCGCUGCACUCCCUUCCAGCUAGCCUUAUUCAGUCCCAGAUGCCCAAGCAUGGUCUGGGACAGCCUGGUGUUUGAGAACCGGGCCCACUCCCCAAAUAGUGGCUCCACUAAGUAGGUCAUAAAACCUUUAGAAACAAACAAAGCCAUGUGGGAAAAAAAAACAGGGAAAGAAAGACUCUGACUAAAUAGUUUAAAUAGAAGCUAGUAACAAUAAUUCACAAUGUUAAGUAACAAUUAAGUUAAACAACACAGACAAUUCUCCAGUUUGCACUGAAAAAUUCAUUUCAAUAUUUAGAGCAUCUUUAUAAAAUAAUCUCUCAAAAUAUAAAAGAUUUUACUGGUCAGUCAAAAGAAGAGCAUUAUAUUGGUUUAUAAAUUAACCUCCUUUGUUUCAGAACAAUGACCAAAUGAAGGGAAAUACUGGAGAACAUGGAGGAAAAAAAAGAAUCUAAACAUCAGUAACAAAGCCAAACUAGUCUAGAAAAACCAAAAUCUCUAAAAGAAAAAGAUUUCAUAACAAAUUACCCCACAGAUAAGCUGAACUAUAUUACACAGGCAAAAAAAAUACAGAUUGUUUCACAAUAUUAAGCUCAUUAAAUUACUGAAAAUACAAUCAGACAAGUUAGUCCCUUUUAAAGCAAAAAGGCCAUAGAGCACCAACAUGUAAAUAGCCUUUUAUAUAAGAGUUUGUGUGCACAUGUGUGUGUGGGUACACCUAUUUAUAAAUUCUACUUCUGUGAAUCAAAUUCAAUGGUAAAACUAUCAAAACUGUGCAUGCUUUAACCUGUCAGUUACAAAAAGGUAUGAUUAACAGCUUCUAAAUUAAAACAGUGCAGCUGAUAGAAACAAAAAAUCUGAUCUGUUCAGAUUAAUUUGAAGCACUAAUUCAUAUUAUGAGGGGGGGUUAAAUUUAUUAUUUUCUUCACUGUGUUUUUUAACUCAGGGUCAUUUAAUCUUUAUACAAAACAAUUUUAUUUAAAUAAUAACUAUAGAAAAUAAUAAUCAACCUUUUUGCUAGUGUAAAUCCAACUCAAGUUAGCAAAAAGCAAAAAUAUAAUGGUUAUUCAUGGUUCUGCAUCAAACCUCUGUCGCGCACCCUUUUUAAGGAUGCACUUAAAAUACAUGCUAGCAUUCCAGAAAGCUAAAUCAUCUGGAAUCCUUUUUUGACAACUUCUUUACAAAAGGCCCCAGAGACUGAAUGGGCAAAGGGAACUAACACGCCUCUUCUUCCCAGCAGGGCCGGUCCAGAUUAGGAAAGUACUGAGCAGUAGCAUAGGAAAAGUUACAUAUUUGAUUCCCAUGCUGUACCUCCUCCGUGAGAGACCUCAGUCCCCACAGCUGUCAUUGGAGCACCUUUCAUAAACACUAUUUCAAGGGGAAAAAGUUACAGCAAAGAAAGAAAAAUCGUUCUUCGUAAAGAAGUGCUGCCAAACACACACAAACCAGGUACAGCUUCUAGGAAACACAUGUAAAAAACUUCCAAAUUUUCAAAUUGCAUCCUGAAAGAAAUCUACUAAAAUAAAUUUAACUGCAGUUACCGAUCUGGAUGUUGGCAAUAGUUUCUGUCUGUCGAUCACACAGUGGACUCACACCCAAGUGAUAUUUUUUUUCAAUGUCUCCUAAAAGAACAGAAGUAUAACAGAACUGUUAGGUCACUAAGCCCCAGGACUUCCUAAGUCCAAACGGAAUUAUGAAACACUAAUAGAGGUGGGUUAUCUAAUGCUGGUACCUUCACAGGCAGUUUGGAUAGCGAGCUAUGUAACAAGGAUGGUAUCUUGCGGCAGACAGUGAUUUACUUUCAUCUCCCAAGAAAACAAAUGUUUGCCAGUGAGACUAACAGUUCUGUGUUUUUCAUCAGAGAAGCAAUAAUUGAUAAAACCAACAUCAAUCACAGGUUUUCAGAGGAUGAACACACUUCCUUACAAAAACUCCUAAGUUCCCAUUUCUACCACAAUCUAAGAUUCCCCCCUUAGCAAUAUGGAAGGGAAUAGCUCAGCCCUCAAAAAUUUCUCAUUGAAGGUAUGUAUUUGUUGCUCUGCCUGCACAUGGUUGAUAUUGAAUAAUAAACUUCACAUGAUCAGCACCAAAUAGUCUGUGUUCUCCACUUAUCAUAGCUAUGAACAAAUUCAUGUUUCUCAGAUCAGUGAUGUAUAAUUAAUAAAGAUACAGUGAUUAACAUGCAGUUCAUGGCACAACUUUCCAACUAACUACCUGAUCAUCCUGUGCUUUCCUAUUUCACCGUUAAGUUGCAACUCCACAAGUAAGUUUAAGUUCUCCUCUGACUAAAUCCUCUUGCAGAGAGAUCUUAAAAAAAUCACUUUGAAAUAAAAAUGUUACAAAUUGCUCUAAGCUCUUAAAAUCGAUUUUGCUUGAACACAGAUAAAGGAACAAGAGUAUGAAGGACUUUGCAAGAGUGUGUUUCACAAUUUACUAAAACCUAGUUAAGAUAAUUGUUCAUCAGAAGCACCUUUCAGGCUGAAAGGUCUAUUGAACCAGCCAUUCUAGAUUCAGAUUCUAAGCAGAUUCUUCAUCAGGUGUUAGUACCACCAACCUUUUGCAAGAAAUACAACCAAUGAAAGAAAAUAUCCCACAUGCUGUCCUGUAAAUCCCUAUUAGUCCUAAAUAUAAAUCCCUUUAAUUGCAAGCAGUUAUGACUCAUGAUUGCUCUUUUCACAAUGUAUAUACAUAUCUAUUAACAGAUCAGAGUACUUCUACUCUUACUUGCCUUGAUGGAAGAAUUCCUCUGUUACUUUUUCACUCCACUGCUUACUCAGCUCCCAAGUCCGACAUGGAUUACAAAUAUCAGCACACUUCAAAGCCAUCUAGUAAGUUAACAUACAGUGUUAGGUCACCUGACUUCUUUCCAUCCAAAGAAACAUCUUUAUUUAUUAAUUUCCUGACAGCGGAUUACUUAAAGUUUUGUGAAUAACAAACCUACCUACCAUUUGUGCUUUCCUCUAAAAUUAUGUUCUAUAAUAUAUUUUAAAAAACAGCUCAGGGAACUAUCAGGUCUCAUGAUCAGCUCUGAGUAAUACAGAAAUUCAGUCAAAAAAAUUUCAGGGGCACUGUAUUCACUAAGUCAGUGAUUCACUAUUCACUAACUUUAUUCACUAAUUCAAAAGACAAUAAUAAACUCAGAAAAGGAAAUGUCAAAGUAAGCAAAAGUAAGCAAACAGUAUUUUGUGUUUUUAACUCUCCAGUCAGUCUUCUCCUUUUUCAGUAAUGGUUUGUACAGGACAGAACUUCUCACCUGUUUGUUCAUUUUCUUUAACAGUCAACACAAUGAACCUAAUAAUAAAAAUUUCUGUGAACUUUA